Molecule: messenger RNA, 8299 nt
Organism: Python bivittatus (Burmese python)
Lineage: Eukaryota; Metazoa; Chordata; Lepidosauria; Squamata; Pythonidae
Source: RefSeq, a predicted model, not a curated record
UCAUCCUCCCAGUCCAUCCCAGAUGUCUACAUUCUGCCUCUUUCUGAGGUUUCGCUCCCAUCCUCCAAUCAACAGAUGCCCAAAACAGAUUUAGUGAAACACUUGGGACUCAGUAGACAACAUCUCAGUUAUCUGCAGGAGAUUGGAAAUGGCUGGUUUGGAAAAGUUAUUUUGGGUGAAAUAUUCUCAGAUUUCACCCCUGCACAGGUGGUGGUGAAGGAGUUGCGUGUGAGUGCCGGGCCACUGGAACAGAGGAAGUUCUUGUCAGAGGCCCAGCCUUAUCGAAGCCUCCAGCACCCAAACAUACUACAAUGCCUCGGCCUAUGCACAGAGACUAUCCCCUUCCUACUGAUCAUGGAAUUCUGCCAACUGGGAGAUCUGAAACGUUACCUGCGAGCUCAACGCAAAGCAGAUGGAAUGACUCCUGACUUACUGACACGUGACCUCAGCACAUUACAGCGCAUGGCCUAUGAAAUCACGCUGGGAGUGCUGCACUUGCAUAAAAACAACUACAUUCACAGUGAUCUGGCACUUCGGAACUGCUUGCUGACCUCAGAUCUCACAGUGAGGGUUGGGGACUAUGGCCUAUCACACAACAACUACAAGGAAGAUUAUUACAUCACUCCAGACCGGCUCUGGAUCCCUUUGCGUUGGGUUGCCCCAGAGCUGUUGGAUGAGAUGCAUGGAAGUCUCAUUGUCGUGGAUCAAACCAAGGAGAGCAAUGUCUGGUCAAUGGGGGUGACCAUCUGGGAACUGUUUGAAUUUGGCUCCCAACCUUACCGGCAUCUUUCUGAUGAGGAAGUCCUGACCUUUGUCAUCAAGGAGCAGCAGAUGAAACUGGCCAAACCUCGCCUUAAGCUUCCUUACUCAGACUAUUGGUAUGAGGUGAUGCAAUCAUGCUGGCUCCCAGCUUUCCAUCGCCCAACCAUGGAAGAGCUGCAUUUGCAGGUGAGCUACCUGUUGAAUGAGCGCUCCAAUGCUCAGGCAGAGGAGAGUUUUGAGUGGCGCUGGAGUGCCCUGAAACCCAUGCGUUCCUCUUCCCCACCACCGGCCUCCUCUUCUUCAGCACGCCAUCACUGCCCGUCAGAAGAGAUCUCAGCCUACCCACUCCUGGAUGGAUUCCAUGGUGGUGACAUGGAUGACAUCCUGACUGUGACUGAAAGCAGUGGAGGGCUGAACUUUGAGUAUAUGUGGGAGAAGGCCCGGCUGGGGCGAUGGAAGGGUCCUGCCUCAGCACCACCUGAAUACCCCUCCAGCAAUGGUGGGCUAGCUGUGCCUGGCAGCAACCCUUUCUAUGAACAGGCAGUACACCGUGGGCACAGUCUGGAGACACCCAGUGUUGUGCCUGUAAUCAGUGCCCGCAGCCCUUCCGUCAGCAGUGAAUAUUACAUUCGCCUGGAGGACCACGGUAGUGGCGAGGGGCCAGUCUGUGCCCCCAGCCCUGGUUCAGCACCACAGCCCCUCUUUCCCUCAGAUUGGGAUUGCCACAAUGCCCCCCUUCGGCCACCAGAGCAGCCUAAUACUAACCCUUUCUUGACUGGGGGCAGCGGUGAAAGCAAUCCUUUCCGUGUAGAUGGUGAGAUUCAAGAGACAUCGCUGACAGAGAUGCCAGCCACAGAGGGUGAAGCAUUCCUUGCAGAAUCACUACUCACUGUGUAUCGUGAAUUGGAGGAUCAGCAGCGUAGCUGGGAUGCUGAAAUGAUGGAAGAACGAGGGGCAGGGGAGACUCUUGCUGGGGACCCCUCAGAGUUCCAGGGGUCACCCUCAUGGGAGCAGGAACCUUCACUGAUGGAGGAUCACAGUUCUGGCAGUAGCACUGAUGACGGUGGAAGCAGCAUUGGAGGAGGGCGGCGCAACCUUCUGCCAUGUCCACUGUGCACUCGGGUGCGUUGCACAUGUGCCAUUCCUCGAGGGGAUGUGGUAAGCAGUUGGAGCAACCAUGGUCCACCUUUGAGGCGUCCUCACCGGGAUAGCUAUGGCACUGAGGAUGACUCCUCACUCAAAGUGGAGCGGGGCUCCCUGUCUGACUGUUCUAUAGUACCCCCUAGAGACUGUGAUGGAGAUGCUGGGGAGCACAGUGAAUUUUAUGACCCACUCAUGGGCACAGCUGUGAAGACUUACGAACUUCAAGAUUACCCAAAGCAGAGAGGUGGGGGAAACAUCCGUCCACCUGGAUCGCCCUUCCCAACUAUGUCAUCUGGGUGCUGCAAUGUGAUUGUCCCUGUAGAAAUACCACCAUUGUCCACUCUGGCUGAGAGUAAUGAUGAGGAGACUAUUGCAAUUCUUCCAGAAGCUAUUGAUGGAUUUUCAACUGGCCCUGCAACCCUGAACCUCUCCCCAGCUGCACCCGAUCGGCAAAGGGGAACCCUAGACUCUGUGGAUUCCUUGGACAUUCCUUCUAAUACGAGUUCCUCAGAUGUCUGCAGCCCAGCCUCCCACUACUCCUCUCCAGGACAAAAAUUUGGGGACAGUGGUUAUGAAACAGAGAGCACCUUUUCACCUGAGUUCAUAUUUAAAGAGGAAUCACCUCUAUCACCUUCUGGAGAAGAGGAAGAAAUAGAAGCAGAAGAUGAUACUGGCAAACUCCCAGCAACACCCAUCUCUCAGUCCACUAGUGAUCUCACACUCUCGGUGAGUGAAGAAGGGACUGAACUUGAAGAAGAGGUAGGGAGGAGUUUGGGGCUUACAACCCCUCACCGUGAUUCUGCCUACUUCUCUGAUGGGGAGCCAGAAUCCUCUGAGGCACCAGCUGUAACCAGAACUGAGGAGGAAAAGCCUUCAGAGAAGACAAUUGUAGAUGGAGGCUUUGUGGUUCAGGUGUGCAAAGAACAGCUGUUGGUCACAUUGCAGGAGAAUGUCACGCGGAAUCUACUUUGCAGCCAGAGGGUGCCAAAAUUGGGUUUUUCACCAAUUGCCCCCUUGAAAGACCAGGCUGUUCUCAAGCUGUGGAAUCUGGAGCCAGAGGAGACACAGCAGACUGUAGAGGAGGAAGAGAAGGAAAAAGAAGGAGGAAGAGGAGGAGAAGAAGAAAGAGAAAAAGAAGAAGAGAAGGAGGAAAAAAGUCACUUUGAGGAAAUGGUGCAUUCCCAAUGGUCAGAGAGUGUGGAAGAUAAAGCAGAAGAAGAGGAGGAGGAAGAGGAGGAAAAACAGCAGCAACAGCAAAAGAAGGAAGGAAGUAGAGAAUCUGAAGAGAAGCAGCUCGAAUGGAAGGAAGAAGAAAGGAAAGAGGGAGAAAAAUCUAUCCAUAUUGAGAUCCAAAGUGAACCCAUGGCCAAUGUGGAACAAUCACAAGAUGCUCAGGAAGACACUUAUGUAGCAACUGACCAGCUCAAAAAGGAGCAGGAGCCUGGGGUCCCUGUGAACCAAGCCAGUGAAGAUAUCAAAGCCAAGCUAUCCCGUUUGUCUCUGUCACUGCCGCCACUGGCUUUGCAGACGUUCCCCCCUCCUGGUGGAGCAAGGAAGGGACCAUUUUGGGAAGGAACAGCUUUGGGGGAGGGUCCAGCUCUGGGAGGGAGAGAGGCUUCCCUAGGAGCUGAAGAGGAAGAGGAAGAGGAUGCUGAAGAAGAUGAGGAAGGAGGCUUGGCUGGAAGCGGAGGGAGGGGCGUCCCCAUUGUGGUGAGUGAAAGUGAUGAUGCCCGCAACUUGCGUGGCCUCCUCAAGUCACCCCGCUCAGCUGAGGAGGCAGCGGCUGAGUUUGACCGCAAGCGAAAGAUGGUCUCCUUCUUUGAUGAUGUCACCGUCUACCUCUUUGAUCAGGAGACACCAACCAAUGAACUGAGUUCACAGGGAGCCCCCGAUGGUGAUGCCUCUUCUCCUGGCUCAGCAGCAGAACCAGGACUUGAUGCUUUCCCACCAGCUGAUGGCUUCAGUGGCAGUUUUGAGUGGGAUGACGAUUUCCCCCUCAUGGCUCAGAACCCAUCCUAUGUCUCCAUGGUGUCAGACCCCAGCACAGCCCAGCCGCACCCAGUCCUGUCUUCACCGGUGCCCAUGACACCUGCCUUGCUGCCAUCAGCCAAGAGGGCUGAGUCCAGCCUUGUGGACACCCUGAGAUUCUCUCGCUUCACAGUCUCUCCUGCCCUAGAGCCGCAUCGGCCUCCAUCCUGUGAUUCUGAAUUGGGACCCGCAGCUGAUGCAAUUGAGAACUGAGAAUCGAUAGACAUUGGUCAAUCCUGCCACCUGUCAUCUCAACAUUCAGGGACAGCACCCAGUCAUCCAGUUGACCUGCUGAUACCAAGCUACCACACAUCCGUUUCCUGCAGUGGAUAGACUGACAGAUGUGUGUGUGUGUGCAUGUGCACGUGUGUAUCUGCGUGCACGGCAUGGGGCCAUUAUUGCUAACUAGAACCUGACAUAUGUGGACUUUUGCUCUCCUCCUGCUCACUGACACAUCCCUGCCUGGGGAGGGUAGGGAAGCAGAACUUUUUGUACAAACAGUCUCAGGCCUCCAUGUGAUGAGGAAGAUACCUCCUCAAUGCUAGAGGCCCUUGCUCCGCACUGGCUUUUGAAUGUAUAACCCUUGUCCCCUUCCAGCCUCCCUUCCACUCUCUGAUAUGUUCCUUAUAAGGACCCUCUGUGCCAAAUUGAGAGGAUGGGUGGGGUGGGGUGGGGUGGGAGGAACCAUUCUUCAGGAAGUUGCCUACAACUGCUCAUGAGCCCUUCUGCAUCGUAUCACCUGCAAUCUUGUAAUAUGGAACAUGGCUACCAAUUUAAAAGUCCUUUUGUGCCAAAUGGAACUGAAUAGGGCUGGUGACCAUCUCCAUUUAACCAGCAUUAUAUACAUAAAAAAGACCACUAUGUUAAACCUCGGACAGAAUUACACUGGCAAGAUGGAGUAAUCAAAUGCUGUGAAGUUACCAGGGACUUUGGGGCUCAACAACUUGGGUGGUGAGAUUUGGUUGGAUGGGUAUCCUUUGUCUGAACCCAAGGGAUUGUUCACCAGUACCAUUUUGUGUAUCAGCCAGCAUCCAUUCAUUGAUUCCUGAAGUGAUAAGGAAAAACAGUAAAUCGGUCACAUCACUCAUUUGUAGUGGCCAGAUAAUUGAAAGCCAUUGAUUCAUCAUGGGAAUUCCUUCCAUAUUGUCUUGGCAGGUCAGUGAGUGGGAAAACCAUUCCUAAUUCAUAUUCUGCAUUGGAGGUGGUUGGCUUUUAUUGGGAUUAGCCUGUUCUGAUUUCCCAGUCUCAGAGAUUAAUAAAGGCUUCUGGGACCUACUGGGAUACGGUUGAAAUGAUGAGGACUUUCAAGGAGUGGAAAAGUCAUUGGUUGUGCCAAAAACCACAGUAUGAGGAAGAAAUGGGUUGGACUGGAAAAGGAGCUCAAGAAAUUCUUUGGAGAUAUCUACUCUGUGGGCAUUUUGAGGUGAAGCACCUCUGCUCUUUAUCUGCAGCACACUGUAGCCAGAUGGGAAAUCACAAGCAGCACUGAAGGGUGCUUAGCCCUGGUGAAGGAAGAGCACUCAAUUCUACUGGCUGAUUUAACUGGGUGUCUUCCAGAUGUGUGUUCCAUACAUCUGGAAGGCACCAGUCUGAAAAGUAAUGCCUGUGUUGGCCGAGAAUAAUGGAUGUUGUAAUCCUCACACAUCGGGAGUGCUUCUUGGUGGGGAAGAUGGUUUUGACAAUUCUUCAGCCUGCAAAUUGCAUCUUACAGGUUGGUUUUGAGCCUGUGUUAGAAGCAGUCAGUUUUGGCCUAGCUGAAUGAGACCUUAGUGAUUCUAAACCUUAAUGGCUAAUUAAGGCAACAGGUUCACUUCUGACUUAGUUUAUAGCAGAGAAAUGUGGACUUUCAUGACUGCUCUCCUUAGCUUUAGCCAUGAUUAGCUGAGAAAGUGGUGACAAAAGGGGGGAGGUGGCCAAUUCCCAGAGGAACUUGCAACAGGAGCCAAGAUAUGGGAGAGAUGUUAUCUGCAAUCUGGGCAUGGCUUGAUUUAUAGGGAUAGCAGAUUGCUGUUGUCCAAUCUGACUUGUGUUGAAAUAGUAGUUGCAGUACUGUCCUCUAGUUCUAUGUAGUUGCUAAGCUUAGCAGGAAAGCAACUAGUAGCUGGUUCCUCUGGCAAGUUGAUGUGCUGACAAGACCAAGUUCUUUUAGUCAGUCUCCAAAGUCUCCAGCCCUGGACUCUUGGUAUUUUACAUCAACUGUAUUUUUCUUGAAGACCUUAAGGCCAGCUGUCCUCAGAACAUUUCACCAUUCUGUAUGGUGUUCAAUGAAUUAUAUAUUUUGCUAAGGAGGUCCAUGACAACAAAAUAAAUAGGCUGCCUGGGAGCAAAUUGUUUACAAUACCCAAAUGGCAAUUUCCAGCACUGGCAACACUAAACAAACCACAAGUCUUCAAAGUCCUCACACUGUCUUCAAAAGUUUUAUGGCAGCUGUCUAUGCCUCCAUCAGACCUGAUAGCCUUUCCCUGACUUAAUGCUUUCCAGAUGCGUUAAAACUGCAACUCUUAGCCAGCAUAGCCUGGAAAUUCUGGGAAUUGCAGCCCCAUUACCUCUGGUAGUAGUGCCAAUCAGGAGAUCACGUCAAGGAAGGCUUCCUUUCGGGAACAUUUCUCCUUCCCUAGAGGAGAAGGUACCCACACUGAAUUGCUUUUGGAAUUUUUAGAAGCAGUGGGCAUAAAGAAAGAAAGGUGUUGUAGGGUUACACAUCAGCUUGCAACGUUUUAUGCAGAGGCUUGCUCCACUUAACUUGCAAAUUGGAAGGAAGUCUGAAGGAAGAGUUGGCUUAUUGGAUUUGGUUGUAUUCAACUGACAUGCCAGUUUUUCAGUAACGAAUUCAUUACAAAAUUAGAAUUCUGAAUCUGCUUAAGGCGUGGCAGGGGUGGAACCAGCAGGUGGCAAGGCCCUUCCACACUUUGCCCUUAAAGUGUUCUUUAAGUGCCUGUCAAGUGCUUGGGAAGCAUCUGUAUGUCAAGAGCAUUGAGACUGGAAACUGGCUGGUUUUGCAUGGCAUCAGGCCUCCACAUUCUGCCGCUUGUUGGUAGGCAGUGUGAACAUUUUGGUUUUGUCUAGCUUCCAUUCUUGCCAUGACAAAAACAUUCUCUCUGUGAUCAUGGCUUCCACACUGGACCAAAAUCCCAUUUUUGUAAAUUCUGAGGGAAGCAAAAGUUUGGGUCCUAUAUCAAUAACUCCCAUUUCCAUUGCCAUUUGUAGCACAGAAUAAAAAAGGAAAGGGACAGUCAUCUUUAUCAAAUGUUCUGUCAAAACAGAAGAGGGGUGUGUAUGUGUGUUUUGUUUAAACAAAGUGGUAUUCUUUAAAAAGACUGGUGGGAGGAAUGAAAGAAUAGAUACACCUAUGACCAUUUGUCUUCUAUAUCCAUGAUUCCAUUGGGGAUUGAAACUGAAUUAUGUUGGGUCGAUAAGUGAAAUAAUAAUGUGUAUAUUUAAGGAAUGGAUGGCUUAAUAGGGUACAGAAGGAUGCACUGUGGAUAAUCUGUGUUGGGGAAAUAGAUGGAUGGACAGAGGUUUUACAGAGAUCUUGAUCCAGGCAUGAUGUUUCAUCAGUGGGAACACUCUGGGAAAGAAUAUAUGGGGAUGGAGAAAUAUUUAAAUCCCAGAACUUUAAGAGCAUCUUAUUCUGUUACACAUAAAAGCCAGGGUUUUCUCCAGAUUGUGUAAAUGGGAAUGCAAGGGGGGGACAGAGUUUAGUUGGUGGAAGGCAAAGGGACCUUUUCAAAUUUGAAAACAUCAGACAAGGAGUUGGUGGAGCCAUGAUUUGUAAGGAAAACUUCAUGGAGGCAGAUAAACUGGUGAAACCUUUAAAAGUUUCUCUAACAAAGAGCAGUUUCAUUCUAAAACGAAAAGCUCUGCUAUCAUUUUGCUUCAAGAUAAUGAGAAAACCCAGAAAGGCACACAUUUAUAUUAAACUUUAUUAAUUUUAAAAUUAGGACAUAUCAACAAGAAGUUAUAUACAUAGCUAAUGAGACCUCAACAUCUGCACAGCUGAUAAUAUAUAUCCUGAUGCAACAAUCCACCCCUCUCUCUCUCAUAUGUGCACACACAGAGUCUGACUUCAGAUGGGACCUCGUUAUUUCUUAUAUAUUAUGUCCAAGCUACACUGAACACCCAAAGUGCAGGGUUACACUUUUUUUUUUUUUUUGAGUAAAACAGAAAAAUCAUUUACCAACGGGUAAGAAACCAUGGCAUACAUGUAAUCACUUGAUAAACCAGUUAUCUUACAUGGUCCAACCUAGAAGAUAAAAAUAUUGUUAUUCCAGUGUUUUCCAAAUUUCUAAAGUGGUACAGGAUGAUCAAAUUCCUUUUCUUUACAAUCUGUUUACAAUGCUAUUAAAAGCAUAGUAUGGCAACUUCA